Molecule: messenger RNA, 537 nt
Organism: Rhipicephalus microplus (southern cattle tick)
Lineage: Eukaryota; Metazoa; Arthropoda; Arachnida; Ixodida; Ixodidae
Source: RefSeq, a predicted model, not a curated record
AUUCACCGAUAUGCCUAUCCACACGCUUUUUGAGCCUCCAAGCCAGGUAUAAAAGGGACAACCUUAAACAGUUGCUCUCAUUCUUGACCGAUCAUACCAAAGCCCGCCAAGCAUACCUUCCAAUCCUUACUGCCGAGCCAACAUGAAGACGACGCUUGUGAUUCUCCUCCUGGCACUCAGUGCUUCUGGCUACGCAGCUACAAUUCCUGCUGAUGCAACCACUAACCAGUCGGCAUUAAACGCAUUCAAGAAGAGCUACGAAGUCAUCGAGAAGAUUAUUGCGGACAAGCAACAAGCCGCGGAGCAAGAGGAAUCAGUGGCCGAAACCUUGAAGGCUCUCGCUAAUCUGCAGGCUAACGUUGAUCCGGAAAGUGAGGAGUAUUUCCUGGCGCAACUGUUUCAGAAGGCUGUGUUCUGGCUGGUACAGAAAGGUGUGUCCAAGGGUGUCGAAUACGGCGUGGGAAAAGCCAUUAAGGGAUAAUUAAAAAGCCUAUAACAGUGAGAGUGGUGAAAAAAUAAAAUAUCUGCACACAACUG